This is a messenger RNA of Rhipicephalus sanguineus (brown dog tick), 1617 nucleotides long. RefSeq names its product myeloid differentiation primary response protein MyD88-like (gene Myd88). The record is from RefSeq and is a predicted model, not a curated record. Gene Ontology annotation, molecular function: Toll-like receptor binding; TIR domain binding. Lineage: Eukaryota; Metazoa; Arthropoda; Arachnida; Ixodida; Ixodidae. Gene Ontology annotation, biological process: defense response to Gram-positive bacterium; MyD88-dependent toll-like receptor signaling pathway; Toll signaling pathway. Gene Ontology annotation, cellular component: plasma membrane.
GCAGCAGAGGCCGCAGGAGCGGGCUGUCUUGUUAGCGAUUGCUGCUGAUUCAGACACCUGUAGCCUUCUUUGAAAAGUUUCGCAGAAUCUGUUAUUGAAGUGUACUGCGAGGAAGCGCUUCUCCGAGUGAUAAAGACAGUGAAUAUCAGGAAUGGCCAUACAACACGCAGCAGGAAUACAUAGCCUGAGAAGGGUCACAUCAUCUUGCAGCCAGAGAAACCUGCCACAUGCGAUAUCACAGUGCUGAAUGUUUCGUCUCUUCGUAUCAGAUCAUUGAUGCCUGACAGGCAGAUUAUGGCUUACCCGCAGCUCCCAGAGCAGGAGACUGUCGAGCUGACGCCGAACAACUUCCAAGAUGUUCCGAUCGCUGCAGUCGGUCUGAAAUGUCGCGCCAUACUUGCCAUGCGCCUCGAUGUGCCGCAGCUGCUCUUGGGGCCGUCGGGUCAUCGAGAUUGGCGAGGCCUGGCGCUGUUGGCGGGCUUCAGUUGUGACGAGGUGGAGCUCCUCAAGGAACGAGGAAAGAGCCCGACGGCAUCUCUACUGGACCAGUGGGAUGCACGGAUAAGCCAGCACGUGGCAACCGUCGGACGCCUUGUGCAGCACCUGAUGUGCCUCGAGAGAUACGACGUUCUUGACGACAUUGAAGCAGAACUACGACAAGACAUUGAAUUCUACCGAAGAAAGCAGUCUGGUGGAUAUUCAGAUGUCAUUCAUCCUCCAACAGUCAGGACAUCAACGAGGACGCCCAUCUAUGACGCAUUUGUCUGCUAUACAUCAGAAGACUGGCCCUUUGUUGAGGUGCUGAUCGACAAGCUGGAAUCGUUGGGUCUACGCCUGUUCUUGCCCAAGCGAGAUCUAAAAGCAGGCGUCCUUCAGUACUCCACAUUUUAUGAACUCAUGGAGAAAUGGUGCAGGAAGACCAUCAUUGUGUUUUCACCCGACUUCCUGCAGUCACAAGAGUGCCGUGUUCAGCAAAGGUUCAUUGAGAGCAUAAACAUUGAACAAGCACAGCAAAAACUGAUACCGGUAGUCAUCAAGCAGUGCGUGUUGGACGGCACCAUACGGAUGAUCUCCAAGAUCAACCUCUGUGAUAACACUUCCAAGCUGGCCGAGUGGGGCUGGAAGAAACUGAUCGAGUCAGUCCGGUGCGAGGGGAACUCUCUGUUCGUCGUGCACCAGACUUCUUGCAAGAUGUCUGCCACCUCGCCCGCUAUCCCGGCUUCUCUUGUCGUGAGCACCGUGCCCACUCCCAGCAGGAAGCCGGUGACGGCUGUGCACACAAGAACCCGCGUCAAAGACGCGCAGGACGUGAUUGCUGCCACGAGUUCGACAAAAAAGAAGCCCGGGUGGCUGAAAUUUUUCGGCCGUCAUAAGGCAAGCAGCGUGUCAAGCGAUUCAAGUGGCUUUCAAAGUAUGGCUUCGCCAGAGUGAUCUUUGAAAGGACAUGUGAGGCCUUAUGUGUAUGUCGAGGAAGAUGGACAUCUCUUUUUUGCCGCAAGACUGUACUGUAUGGAGUGUCUAGCAUGUUGGUUAGUUGCUCCAGUGUCAUGUUCACCUACAAAUAAAAUGUGGCUGCGGUUACCUUACUGCCAACCUUAACAGAUGUGAUGGAUUAGU